CCCUCCCUCUUCCCCACCCCGGCGCGCGCUCGCCCUUGCCCUAAACGCAGGGGCGGUGAAACCUCUCUCCCCAGCGACUGCGGCGUUUCUUCGGCGAACGACGGCAGCGGCGGCGUUUUCCUCUCCAUCGGCGAACGGCGGCAGUCUCUCCCCUCCCGGCGCUCGGACGAGGUGUUUCGAUGAAGCAUUGCCCGAGCACUCGCCUGAGCCCAGGCGCCUUGGGCAAGCACCCAAGUUAAGUUGGAUCAGGGUUCAAGGCUGGGUUCGAUUGGACGAGCAAGUUGGUUCAAUCAAACCAACUAAUGUACCCUAAUACAAAACUCGCUCCCUCGCCCAAAACCGCACUACCAAGUGAGACAAAUCCGUAGUGAAACCCUACAUCCGCCGUUGCCUUCAUCCAUAGCUUCGUUCGUCGCCCUCUCCACUCAUCUUCUUCCACAGAUGUGAAAGACACUGUGGUUUGACUAUAAGGUGGUGGGUCACAAAAAUUCAGUGAGCCUCAUGGGUUCCCGCAUGGUCAAACCAGAAGAUGUACUCGAAUCGUUAAUGAAUGAUGGGACAAUUGAUGCCAUUAGACUGAAGAUUAUUAACCAGUUAAAGGCCAAUGAAGAGCUUAAGAAUAACACAAUCACGAUGGUUGAGCAAAGUAAGGUCCUUAAUACUCCUGGUGCAGAGAAACAGACAAAGAGAGAGUUGUUUGAUGCACUGCGGCGAGAACUAGAAACUCCGGUGCUUGAGAAGGCAUCUAGAGCUGUUUGGGAGCUAAUUGUUGACAAUAAUGGCUUGGGGAAGGAGAUCAGCGAAACCGUUGAAAGAGUAUAUUGCCGGUUAAAUGGUCGUGAGCUGCCACCACCAGUUGAGCCUUCUACAAGUGAUACUCAAGUGCCAGAGAAGGAAAAAGAAACCAUAGAGAAAAAGGGGGAGAAGGUCAAGGAGACAGAGAUGUUGGAAUCGUUGACGAGGAAAAGAACCUUCAGUGAGAUGAAUGUGCAAGAAGGAACGGAACUAGUUUCUAAUGGCACAUCCGACGACCCUCCAGUUCCUUCAGAUGAUGCUGUACUACCACAUACCAAUUCACUGGCAUGACAAGAUUCCAUUGUUGUUAUUGUCCUUGGAUCUGAGGAUUGUAGAAUAUUCAGGUAAACAUAGUUAUUUUAAGCUCUGGUGUAAGUUGCACAGAAUAGCCUUUCUCAAUUUGUGUCUAAGAACUAGUCUUUGAGAUGUAUGAUUUACUUUUGAACAUAGACUAUGGGACCUCAUAAUGGCUUUUAGUA
Molecule: messenger RNA, 1274 nt
Organism: Musa acuminata AAA Group (dessert banana)
Lineage: Eukaryota; Viridiplantae; Streptophyta; Magnoliopsida; Zingiberales; Musaceae
Exons: 5
Coding region: 502-1086 (194 amino acids)
Source: RefSeq, a predicted model, not a curated record